AUGUUACUCAAUUCAAACAACAACAAAAACUUCAACAUAAUAAUUAAUUUAUUAUUAAAAUUCUUUCAAUUUUUAUUUUUUAAUUUUAAUUUUUCAAUUUUAUUUAAUUUAUUUUCUUUUAAUUUAAUACAAUUAACAACAACAAUUAAUUCAUCUUCUCCUAAUUUUUCUCCAAUUGUUUUCCCUCCCCCUCCUCCUCCACCACAAAAUUUUUUAAGUUCAAAUUGUGGCUUCCAUUCAAAAAAUUAUACAAUAAAAUGGGCAUAUGAGCCAAAAACCAGAAAUGUAGUUUUUGUAAUGAAAACAAAACUUCCCCCAAUUAAUACUCGUGAAAAAAACAUUUCCUUUGAUUCUAAACAACAAAAAACACAAAAAAUGCUUACAGGGAUUGCUUUUGGAGAUAAAGAUCAAUUAGACUUUAUUGGAAUAUCCUCAAUAAAUGAUCAAUUAGAUUUAGUUAGUGGUCAUGGUGAAUGGCAACUUAGACAAGAAGAUGUUGGCCACACAUUUUUUGAUGGAGAAAAUAAAAAAAAUCGUCCUCCAUUAAUUCGAAUGCGGGGACCUCUUCACGUAAUAAUUAACAACACUGGAGGGGAAAAUGGACAUAAUAAUCAAAGUGGUGCUUUACCUAUUCGAGCAAUUUCGUUGAAAAAGCAACCAACAGAUGGAAGUGUUAUUGCUGAAUUUGCUCGUCUAUUAGCAGGUGAUGGAGAACAAUUAAAAACUGAUCUUUCAAAAUGCACGAAUUUUUUUCUGAUUACAAGAUGGAUUAGUUAUAAUACAUCUGAUGAAAAUGAAGGGAAUUCAGGCAAUAAUGGAGAACUUCCUUCGAUAUUGACUACAUCCUCUGUAAGUGUUCGCCGUACAGUUUGUGCAUUAGUAGAUGAAUGUACACUUGACACAAACCAAAUAAUUGAACAACAAUUAAAUGAAAAGAAAAUGAAAGAUUUACCACCGGCGGCAUCCUCUCCAGAAUUAGCCCAAUCAGUUGAUGUUAGUGGUAAAGGGGAUCCUUGCCGAUUUACAGGUCCAACUUAUUCAAUUGAAUGGUGGAUUGAAGUAAAUGAAAAAGAGGAAGAAAUUGUUAAUUUUUUGAUGAAACAAAAAGCGAGAAAAGGGCGUUGGUGGAGUGCUAUUGGAAUUGGGGAUAAUAUGAGUGAUAUGGAUAUUGGAACAAUAUUUUUAGAAAAUGGAGAGCCAAAAGCAAUGAUUGACUAUUUCUCCAAUAGUUACAAUUUACCUGUAAAAGAUACUAAACAAGAUUGGAAAUUAAAUAAAAAAUUGAGUAAAUGGCCAAAGAAAUUAUUUGUUGAGGAUAAUAAUUCUGAAGAUGAACAAAUUGUUGAAUUGUAUUUUUCGAGGAAAAUAACAACAGAAGAUGAAAAUGACCGUUCAAUGGAUGAUUGUGUUUUAUUUCAAUUUGGAGCAAACCUUGGAAUAUAUGGGCCCCCAGGCUUUCGUUUACAUAAACACCAAGAUUGGCCUGAUUUGUACAAAGCUUGUAAACUUAAAAAUCAUUGCAUGCGUCAUAAAAGACAAAACGGAAGAAAUGAUAGAAACAAUUUUGUUAAUAUUCCAACACUAAGCCAUUCAAUUGAUGAAAACCAAACAAAUAAUUCAAUUAAUGUAACUGAUAAAGCUAUAGAACUUUUAAUGAAAUCGCUUGGACCUAAAAUUGUUCAGACAGUAUCAGAAUCAGACAAAAACGAAACAGAAAAUACAAAAGUUAAAACAAAAUUAAUUCAGAAAACAGGUCAAAAAGAAGAAAUAAAUGAAGAAGAUAAUAAUGAAAUAAUUAAAGGGAAGGCAACAAUUAUUCCUUUAUUAAUUAAUUCAAAACAACAAAGUAACAACGGUAUGCAAAUAAGUGAAGGGAAUGAUGUUGGAAAUGAAAAGAAAAAUGAAAACAAACAAAAUGAAAACAACAAAACAUCAAUUAUUAUAUCAAAACGAUUAUCAACUUCUCCGUUCUCAUUGAGUGCAUUUCUUGGUGGCGGAGAACAACAACAACAGCCAUUACAACAACAAUUGAAUUUAAACAAUGAAACUGUGAAUAAUUUAGGGGAAAAUGGAAAUUCUUCAACCGCUUCUGUAAUUCGACAAAGCGGAGAGGGAGGAGUAUCUGCAGAAAAUGGAGGUUUACCUUUAGAAGGUGCUACAAAUGUUACAUUACCUUCUCCUCCGCGUUUUGGAAUUAGUCAAAUGCUUCAAGAAGAAAAUGAAAUAAGCAAUUCUUCUUCUUCCUCCUCUACUACAACAUUAUCUACAACAAACAAUUUAAAUGAAACUAAUUUAUCCACUACAAUUUCACAAGAAAACAUUAGCAAUACUUCAAAUGAAAUUCAAACAACAAUAAUUCCAACAAACAUUUCUAAUAAUGAAGCAGAAUCUCCAACAACAAUUUCAACAACACAAACAACUAACAACACUGACGAACAUCCACAAACAACAAUUGUAAUAACAACAUCUGAACAACAGACAAACAUUUCCUCAACAAACAUUAUUACACCAACAGAACUUUCCGGAAAUUCUUUGUUUCCGGAAAAUGAGACAAACAAUUUAAAUAGUUCUAGCCAACAACAAAAUUCUGAAACUUUUACAUCUACCACUAUAUUACCUACAACUGUUGAAAUACAGCAAUCAACUUCUUUAAAUAAUAAAAUAGAAGAAACAUUAGAGAAUUCAACAACAGCAAUACUUACAAAUUCACCCACAACAUUAACUGUAAAUUUAGAAUCAACAAACACAACAACUUUAAUUAAUAAUGAAACAUCUACAGGUGAAAGCAAUAUUUCAACCAACACAACAGCAGAAAUAACUACACAACCUACAACAAUUAUAUCAACUGAGAAAACAAACAAACCAACAAAUGUUUAUUUAACAACAAAAACAACAACAGAAAAACAUCAAAUGGAAACCUCAAACACUAAAAACAUUUCAACAAACUCACCAGAAACAACAAAAACAACAUUAAACAAAACAAAUUUUUCUAAUUUACCUGGAUCAAAUGAACAACCAGAAGAACGCGGAAUUAAAUUACCUAUUGCAACAAGUAAAUGUGACGCCCUUCGACCAGAUUUGCCUAUUUGUCGUUCAUAUAUGGAUACUUAUAUUGAAAGAGUUAAGGAUUGGUCAGAAAGGCAUGGUGAACCUUUGGAAAGACAAUUUCCUAAAGCUUGUCGAUUACUCAAUUCUGUUCCCCAUGUACCGACAUUGUGUUGCCAAUUAUUUAAUGAUAGAUGUAAUGAUUUUAUUUAAAAAAUGUUUUUUUAUUGUUAAAUACAUAUAUAUUC
Molecule: messenger RNA, 3293 nt
Organism: Meloidogyne enterolobii
Lineage: Eukaryota; Metazoa; Nematoda; Chromadorea; Rhabditida; Meloidogynidae
Source: the annotation of a GenBank genome assembly